Molecule: messenger RNA, 765 nt
Organism: Lindgomyces ingoldianus
Lineage: Eukaryota; Fungi; Ascomycota; Dothideomycetes; Pleosporales; Lindgomycetaceae
Product: cytochrome P450
Exons: 2
Coding region: 4-627 (207 amino acids)
Molecular function (GO): oxidoreductase activity, acting on paired donors, with incorporation or reduction of molecular oxygen; iron ion binding; heme binding
Source: RefSeq, a predicted model, not a curated record
UUCAUGCGCAUGCCCACCGAAGUUACUGCAAGGAUGGAGGCAGGAAUAACACAACCGUCAUACAUGCAACAUUUGUUAGAGAGUAAAGUUAGUACAGAACUGUCUGACAUGGAAUGUGCAUACAUAGUGGGUAUGAUAGGACUCGCAGGUGUGCCCACCAUGUCCUCCGCCGUGCUGACCUAUCUUCUCACUCUAUCUCCACAGUGGCAGACACGGUUGCAAGCGGAAGUUGAUAUGGCUUGUGAUGAUAGAACGCCAGAGCUUUCUGACUCAUUCCAGGUGCCAAUAUUGAGGGCUAUCAUCAUGGAACUUCUUAGGUGGAGACCCAUCACACUCAGCAGCAUCCCGCACGAAUCCACAGAAGACAGUAUCUACGACGGCCAUUUAUUCCAAAAGGCACGUAUAUCCACCCAAAUCAAUGGGCAAUCACACGUGACGCGACCAUGUAACCCUGGCCGUUUGCUCAAUCCCCUUUACCCGUCGUACAAAGGGCCUCUGGGGGUAUACCUAUCCACCCGAAAUUUCACCACGUUCGGGUACGGUCGCCAGGUUCGCAUGGGCAUGGAUCUCGUGGAGAACGAGUUAUUCGUCGCCAUUUGGGGGGAGGGUGAUGGCCUGGGCUGUUGAAAUCUUUAAGCAAAGAGACUGUGAUGGGGGAGAGACCACCGUUCCGCCGUAUGAGUAUUCGGCCUAUCUGAUAAGUAGGCCUAAUAAGUUCGCGUUCGAGUUGAGGUUAAGGAGUGAAAGGAGGCGAUUGCAGGUUCA